Dicentrarchus labrax (European seabass) is the source of this 6864-nucleotide messenger RNA. RefSeq names its product pleckstrin homology domain containing, family G (with RhoGef domain) member 4 (gene plekhg4). NCBI's taxonomy places the organism in Eukaryota, Metazoa, Chordata, Actinopteri, Moronidae. The transcript has 24 exons. Gene Ontology annotation, molecular function: guanyl-nucleotide exchange factor activity. The record is from RefSeq and is a predicted model, not a curated record. The coding region runs from base 169 to 6531 and encodes 2120 amino acids.
UACAGCAGAGUCAGAGCUGACGGGACCAGAGAGACAGACACACACACAGAGAGAGAGACAGACAGACAGAGAGAGAGACAGACAGACAGACAGAGAGAGAGACAGACAGACAGACAGAGAGAGAGACAAUGGACUCAUACUGGAUUAUACUGACACACUGCACACAGCAUGGACUCUGAAUCUUUAGACCGGUGCAUCCAGACUGCUCUGUCAGCCCUCUACCCUCCCUUCAAGGCCACAUCCCCGACUAUCCUCUGUCAGGUCCUCAACGUGGUGGAGAGCUGCUACAGAGGAGACGGUCUUCGCUACCUAAUCCACUUCCUGUUGCCUGUAAAGCAAUUAUUGGCGAACCUCCAGCAAGAUGCCUGUUUGCAGUAUUGUGGUUUGUUGUUUCGUCACGAGGGCUGGCCCCUGUGUGUCCACGAGAAGGUAGUGGUUCAGCUCUGUCCUCUGGACCAGCGCCUCCUCCAUCCAGGAGACUUCUACCUGCUGGUAUCUCCUCCUGCUGUUGCUGCUGCCCCUCCUCCUCGAGCACGCAGCACCUCCUGCAGGAGCGCUGUUCCCUCCCUCCCCCGCCUGCUCCUGUGCAGUGUGUCAGCCGGCAGCCGUCAUGUGGAGCAACAGGAGGUGUCGGAGAUAGCCCUGCGGUCCCUCUUCAGCAUGGCCUGGCUGGACUCUGUCAACAGGGAGAGGGAGCAGCGAGGAGCGCCCAGGCUAGAGCGCUGCCUCCUCUCUGCCCACGGAGACGUCUUCCGUGUCCCCUGGGAGGACCUGGUCUACCCGCAGUUCAUUAGUCGGCCCCAGACCUUCCUGGAGGAGGACAAGAAGUCGUCCGUUAAGAAUGGAAAUAUGUUACUUAACACAUCGCACAAUUCUAACGCCUCAGGACGGGAUGUAAAGCUCCUCCCAUCGUCUGCAAAAACUGACCAAUCACCAGCGAGCAGCGAGGGCGAGGAGUCGGAGGGCGAGUACGUGGAGCUGACGGAGCUCCCGCUGCCUCGCUUCUCUCCACAGAAAGGCUCCUUGACCCAGUCCAUCAGCCUGCAGCACCGAGCCAGAACCAGUACUCCCAGCGCUCCUGUUAUGACACAUACUCCCAAAUCCACCAACACACACUCCUACUGGCCCUGUGCAGAGGUCAGUUCCCACACCGGGCUUUGCUCCAAGCUCAUCAACGAGAACCUCAACCAGGACUCCUGUGGACCCGUCAUCCUCGCACCCGUCUCCUCCUCUUCUGCUCCUCCUGAAAUCGUGGGAACCUCCCGCUUUCAGAUGGAGCGCUGGACGUCUCAGGAGCAAAUAGAAGGUACUGAUUCAGGCAGGAGUCUGAAGAUAAACACUGAACCUGCAAACUGCACAGAACUCAGAGAGGAGGAGGAGGAGGAAGAAGAGCGAGGGAAACAGGGGGAGACAGGGGAAGAGAGGGAGGAGGGAGAGCUGAUGGAGAGGCAGGAAGGGAUGGAUAAAAUGUUAGUGUUAGCUGAUGAAGGUGAAGAAAAGGAAGAACAGGUGGAGGACACAGAGUGUAGAAUGGAUGAGCUGCUGUACACACAAACUGCUGAGGAGGAGGAGGAGGAUGAGUGUGAACACACAGAGGGAGAGUUGGAUGAGGAGGGAGAUGAUGAGUUAGAGGAGGUGGAGGUAGAAGAGGAGGUUCGGGUUAUAAUUGUACAGCAGAGUCAGGAAAGAAGGGAGGAAGAGCAAGUAACGAAAGAAGAGCAGAGAGAAGGAGGAGAAAAAAAAGAAGAGGAAGAGAGAGGAGGUGAACAAACGCACACAGAUGAGAAAGUUGACUCAUGUACAAACACACACACUGAAGGCUCUUAUUCUGAAAAUAAUAGUCAACACACACAUUGUGAAAACUCUUAUUCUGAAAAUAAUACACAGCAUGUACAUUGUGAAGAGCUGAACCAACAACACAAACACUCUGAGGACUCCCAUUCUGAAAACAACGCACUACAAACACAUUCUGAGGACUCCCAUUCUGAAAACAACGAACUACAAACACACUCUGAGGACUCUUAUUCUGAAAACAACGUACUACAAACACACUCUGAGGACUCUUAUUCUGAAAACAACGCACUACAAACACAUUCUGAGGACUCCCAUUCUGAAAACAACGCACUACAAACACAUUCUGAGGACUCCCAUUCUGAAAACAACGAACUACAAACACACUCUGAGGACUCUUAUUCUGAAAACAACGUACUACAAACACACUCUGAGGACUCUUAUUCUGAAAACAACGCACUACAAACACACUCUGAGGACUCUUAUUCUGAAAACAACGCACUACAAACACACUCUGAGGACUCUUAUUCUGAAAACAACGCACUACAAACACACUCUGAGGACUCUUAUUCUGUAAACAAAGCACUACAAACACACUCUGAGGACUCUUAUUCUGAAAACAACGCACUACAAACACAUUCUGAGGACUCUUAUUCUGAAAACAACGUACUACAAACACACUCUGAGGACUCUUAUUCUGAAAACAACGCACUACAAACACACUCUGAGGACUCUUAUUCUGAAAACAAAGCACUACAAACACACUCUGAGGACUCUUAUUCUGAAAACAACGCACUACAAACACAUUCUGAGGACUCUUAUUCUGAAAACAACGUACUACAAACACACUCUGAGGACUCUUAUUCUGAAAACAACGCACUACAAACACACUCUGAGGAGUCCAACACGCCAGCGAUGGAUCAGGACUCACUUUGGACUGAACCCGAGGGGUUGGAAAAUGGACAGGAAAAGAAGGAGGAGGAGGACGAGGAGGACGAGGAGGAGGAGUGCAGCUGUGAGGAGAUUGGUGGAGGAAGAACUGCAGAACUUCAGACUGAAGGCCUCAGCAGUGAGUUGCUUCCUGUCCAGUCACAUGUCAGUCUGUCUACUGGUCCAAGUCCAACAGAACCAGAACUACCAGCAGCCUCUCCAGAGCAGAACCAGUCAGCUGCUCCCACAGUCCCAGUACAGCUCACCCAGUCCUCCCAGUCCAGCUUCUACAGUGUGCUGCUGAGCUCUGGAGCUGUCUGUAUGCCAGGAACCAGCGACAGGAGUGGCCGCGCUCUGCUGACCGUCUGUACCGGGAACGUCAUGUGGUCGAACCCCGACUGUGACAGUGCCACGCUGCUCCGCCUCCUGCUCUACUACACUUCCACCCUCAGGAAGGAGGCGCGAGCGUCCGGGCUGACGGUGCUGGUGGACGCCCGCAGCGCCGCUCCGGUUCCCGCCCUGUUCUCCGCCCUCAGGUCCCUGCAGGAGAACACUGCACUCUCCAUCCACUCUGUGUUACUGCUGGUCAACAAGGACUCGUCAGUACGUCUGGACAAACCUGCAGUCACACAGGUGGAGGUGUUGAGCUCUCUGAAGUCUCUUCAGAAACAUGUGGAGCUCCGGCAGCUUCCUGCAGAGUUUGGAGGUUCACUGAGCUUCAGUCAGAGCAGCUGGCUCUGCUUCAGAUCGAGAGUGGAGCAGCUGACCAAUCAGUGUGAGAACGUCAUCAACCUGCUGCAGAAAACCAUCAACAUCCUGCAGUCCACACCUCUACCUGCUGCAGCACAGGAUGUCGAGCAGUUGCUGUCCAGGUACAAGGCGGUGAUGCGCAGCAUCCUUGAAGACAGCCGAUUGGUGCAGUUGCAGCAGGAGGGCGGAGCCUCCCUAUCACGGCUCCGCAGAGAGGAGGGCGUGAGCGAGGACCAGCGGGCGGCGGUGGAGACGGUGGCGUCUCUGUACGAGGAGGUGGACGAGCUCCUCCACCGUCUGGUGACCCUGUCCAACUCCAGGACCCAGGAGCUGCACUUCAUCCUGGACUUCAGGAGUCUGGAACAAGGUUUCACCGAGGUGAGCUCGUGGCUGCAGGAGGUCGGGGAGGCUCGUCUGAAGAGUCUGGAUGAACCGGAGGAUUCUCUGGAGCUCCUCAACAAGAAACAACAAGACUUCAAACAGUUUCACACUGCAGCAUAUGAGCGCUGUCGGCGGGGCGAGGCGUUGUUGAGUCGUCUGGAGCGCUGGGGCGACGUGACGUCAGCUGACCUCCACGUCUACGAGGUCAAAGUUCAUUCUUUCUGGGCUCAGCUCCAAGAUUUCUCCCAGAGGGUCAACGCCACGGGCCAGAAGAUCGACCGCACCGUUGGACUGUACAGCUUCUUGGACCAGGCCUAUGGCUGGGCGCUUGAGGGUAUGCGUCACCUAGCCAGUGUCAGUAUGGAGGAGUGCUCGCUGCCAGACAAAUGCCAGGCUGGGAUUGGCUACCUGGAGGAGUACCGCCGCCAGCACCCUCCCAUCCCGGACGCACGCUUCCAGGAGAUGAAGGCUGCGGCGGGUGAGCUGCGGGGCGAGCGAGGCCUCCGUCAGUGGAGCUUCGCCUGGUCCAAGUGUCAGGAGACCAAGAAGAUGUUUGACAGGAAGAUGGAGGCGGCGCUCAGGACGCGAAGCUCCACCCACAGACAGCGCUCAGACUCCACCUGCAGCAGGAGCUCCACCUCCUCCAGGAGGUCUCUGUCAGGACUCUGGGGGGUCGAGACCUCCUCCAGCCCACCUCAGGGUGACAUCUCCCUACCUCCCAACGCCUCCUCCCCUCUCACCUCCUCCCCUCUCUCCCCCCAGCACACUCCCCUCCUCCAGCGUUUGUUCCGCAGCACCUCCUCAGAGGAGUCCUCAGACCGGGUGGAUAUCUGCUCCUCCAGUCCCAGCCUCCCCCGCCUCGGCUCCUCCUCCUCCUCCACCUCCUUCUUCUCCUCCAGCAGACGGCAGCAGCUGAGGAAGACUCAGAGCUUCGACUGUCCCUCCACCCCGGAGGUGCCGCGGUACGGCCCCUGUCCCCGCGCCCUCAGCGAGCCGGCGCGCAGAGGAAACACGGGCGUGUUCAUCCGUGGUCUGGAGAUCAGCAGCACCGAGGCCGCCGAUCUCACGCUGUCCCCCAGGACGGCUGCUCCUGGCUGGGCCGCACAGGGACUGCACAGCCCCGCCACACCCAGCACACCCAGGACCUCCAGCAGCCCCACAGCAGAGUCCCGACCCAGAGGAAGUAAGCUGCGUCACGUGGUGGAGGAGAUGGUGACCACAGAGCGGGAGUAUGUGCGCUCCCUGCGUUACAUCCUCCAUCACUACUUCCCGGAGAUGGACCGCGUGGACCUUCCUCAGGACCUGAGGGGGAAACGCUCCGUGGUGUUUGGGAACCUGGAGAAGCUUCUGGACUUCCACAGCCAGUUCUUCCUGAGAGAGCUGGAGUCCUGCUGGAAGCAUCCGCUGAGAGUGCCACACUGCUUCCUCAGACAUCAGGAGCAGUUCAGUCUGUACGCUCUCUACAGCAAGAACAAACCAAAGUCUGACGCUCUGCUGGCCAACCACGGGAACUCCUUCUUCAGGAGGAAGCAGGUGGAGUUGGGGGAUAAGAUGGACCUCUCGUCCUACCUGUUGAAACCCGUUCAGAGGAUGAGUAAAUACGCUCUGCUCCUCACUGACCUCAUGAAGGAGGUGGGCGCAGCUCAGGAGGCGGAGCUUGUCACGCUGCAGGCCGCCACCGACAUGGUCAAAUUCCAGCUUCGCCACGGUAACGACCUGCUGGCCAUGGACGCCAUCAGAGACUGUGACGUGAACCUGAAGGAGCAGGGUCAGCUGAUCCGUCAGGAUGAGUUCACUGUCUGGAGCGGGAGGAGGAAAUGUCAGCGUCACGUCUUCCUGUUUGAGGAGCUGGUCCUGUUCAGUAAACCCAGGAAGGUGGAGGGGGGGCUGGACGUCUUCAUCUACAAACACUCCUUCAAGACAGCAGAUGUGGGUCUGACUGAGUCCACCGGAGACAACGGGCUGCGCUUUGAGAUCUGGUUCAGAAGGAGGACGUCCAAGAACCAGACCUUCAUCCUUCAGGCCGCCACGGCGGACGUCAAACACGCCUGGACCGCCGACAUCGCCCGCAUCCUGUGGAACCAGGCCACCCGGAACAAAGAGAUGCGUCUGAAGGAGAUGGUGUCCAUGGGAGUAGGAAACAAACCGUUUCUGGACAUUCAGCCGAGUGACGCUGCCAUCAGUGACCGAGCUGUUCAUUACAUCAUGAAGAGCAGAGGUGCCAGAACGCGGGCGUCCAUCGCUGUCUCUGUCUUUGAUCACUCCAACCCUUUCCAACGGGGAGCCGUGACCUCUGACCCCGCCACAUCAGGGCCUUCCUCCUCCAGCCUGCUUGGGCCGCUCAACCUGCACAUGUACAGUCAGACCCUCCCUUCCUCUCCUGCUGCUGAAAGCUCCUUCAUCACCUCCUGCAUCGAGGAAGACGAGCAGGAGCACGAGACCAGCAGCCAGCCCUCCAUGACCACGGAGAGUUCGGGGUCGUCGUCUCGCUGUCUCUCCGGCUCCACCGGCUCUGACAGCGGCUGCGUCUCCUCCCACCUCCAGGAGGCUCUGCCUGACGAACCGAGCGCCUCCUCCAGUCAGCCUUUCUCCUCCUCCUCCUCCAACAAACAGCGCCUCAACAGCCAGUACAUCUCACCUAAAACUGCUGCAGUCAUCAGUCCGGCCACCAUCGUGUGAGUGAGCCAGCUGACCUGAUGGACCGACUGUGGCAGUGCUUCCUGUUCAGUGUCUGAAGGUUUAUUCGGACUUUGUGUUGUAGAGACGUUCUGUACAUACUAACUGUUAGACUUUAUACAGUCUGUAGUUGGACUCCUGACAGCUGCUCUCUGUUGUUGUUGUUGUUGUUGUUGUUGUUGUUGUUGUUGGUGGCUGAUCCGUCGUCCGCUCUGUGAGGAAGAGGAGGGUCGGUGUGAGAGCUGGUCCCGGGUCAGCUGCUCUAACUGUACAUGAGUGUAAAUAAAAGUCUGCUGCCACUUUCUUAUUGAAUAAUAAACACGAGUUUGUUCCAAA